Messenger RNA from Suncus etruscus (white-toothed pygmy shrew), 1817 nucleotides. It is a transcript of the gene FAM199X, whose product is annotated as family with sequence similarity 199, X-linked. NCBI's taxonomy places the organism in Eukaryota, Metazoa, Chordata, Mammalia, Eulipotyphla, Soricidae. The transcript has 6 exons. The record is from RefSeq and is a predicted model, not a curated record. Bases 308 to 1474 code for a protein of 388 amino acids.
AGCGCCGGACCCUGCGCGGCUGCGGCUGGGAGCCAAGUGGGCCAUUGGGGUGGCGGUAGCUGCGGAACGCCGCGGGAGUCGAGCAGGAGUGGUGGCGCCCCCUCCAGUAGCUGCCGGAGCCCCUGGGGGUGCGUUGAUGCUCGGAGGAUCGUGGUGAUCUCCGGCGGCCCCUUGACGCUGCCGGGAUCUGCCGGCGCAGCGGCGGCCCGCAGGGUUGAGCCUGCGGGUGAGCGUUGGCGGCGCCCCGUUCCGAGUGGGGGCAGGGGAGGGGACCAGAGUGGUCACCCCGAGCCGGCCUUCUGCGAUCAUGUCCGACGAGGCCUUAGCCACGACUUCGUACGAGAAGUUUCUCACCCCCGAGGAGCCCUGCCCGCUGCUGGGCCCCCCCCGCGGCGCGGGCAAUUGCCCCAGCGAGGAGCCGGGCUGCCUGGACAUCAGCGACUUCGGCUGUCAGCUGUCGUCGUGCCACCGCACCGACCCGCUCCACCGCUUCCACACCAACAGGUGGAACUUAACAUCCUGUGGAACAAGUGUUGCCAGUUCAGAAUGCAGUGAGGAGCUGUUUUCAUCAGUUUCUGUUGGAGACCAAGACGAUUGCUAUUCCCUGUUAGAUGAUCAGGAUUUCACUUCGUUUGAUUUAUUUCCCGAGGGGAGUGUCUGUAGUGAUGUCUCUUCUUCUAUUAGCACAUACUGGGAUUGGUCAGAUAGUGAAUUUGAAUGGCAGUUACCAGGGAGUGACAUUGCCAGUGGAAGUGAUGCACUUUAUGAUGUUAUACCCAGUAUUCCAAGUUCACCUUGCUUGUUUCCUAAAAAGAAAAACAAGCACCAGAAUUUAGAUGAACUUCCUUGGAGUGCAAUGACCAAUGAUGAACAGGUGGAAUAUAUUGAGUAUUUGAGCCGUAAAGUCAGUACUGAAAUGGGUCUUCGGGAGCAACUUGAUAUUAUUAAAAUAAUUGAUCCUUCUGCUCAAAUCUCCCCUACAGACAGUGAGUUUAUUAUUGAACUUAACUGUCUCACAGAUGAAAAGCUGAAGCAGGUCAGAAACUAUAUCAAAGAGCACAGCCCUCGUCAAAGGCCUGCUAGAGAGGCCUGGAAGAGAAGCAACUUUAGUUGUGCCAGCACCAGUGGAGUGAGCGGUGUCAGUGCCAGUGCCAGCAGCAGCAGCGCCAGUAUGGUCAGUUCUGCAAGCAGCAGUGGGUCCAGUGUUGGAAACUCUGCUUCAAACUCCAGUGCCAACAUGAGUCGAGCACACAGUGACAGCAACUUGUCUGCAAGUGCAGCAGAACGGAUUCGGGAUUCAAAAAAGCGAUCCAAGCAGCGGAAAUUGCAGCAGAAGGCCUUGCGCAAGCGGCAGCUGAAAGAACAAAGGCAGGCUCGGAAGGAGAGGCUUAGUGGGCUCUUCCUGAAUGAAGAAGUGCUUUCCCUGAAAGUCACUGAGGAAGACCAUGAAGCAGAUGUAGAUGUUUUAAUGUAAUCAGGGUGGCUUUAUAUUUGCUUUUUUUUCUAAGCUUUUAAGUGUUCCGUCCUUAAUAUUUUACAUGCAUCUUGACCAAACUUUUUGGUUAGGGUUGUGCUAAUGUACCAUGAAUAAUUUAGGCCAGUGGUUUUCAAUUCGGUGUUCCUGGGCCAACAGCUUCAGCUCGUGUGAAAAGUUGUUAAAAAUGAAUAUUAUUGGGUUCCACCCUUCUAGUAAAUCAGAUAUAACCAGGAAGGAGGCCCAGCAUUGUCUUUUAACUAGCAACCGGUUAUUCUACAGCACAGCACAUUGUAGUUUUAAGAACAUUUAGAUAAAUGUUGGACUGUUUGAAUUUUAGGGU